This is a messenger RNA of Pristis pectinata (smalltooth sawfish), 2775 nucleotides long. RefSeq names its product RAP1 GTPase activating protein a (gene rap1gapa). Gene Ontology annotation, biological process: activation of GTPase activity; regulation of small GTPase mediated signal transduction. Gene Ontology annotation, cellular component: cytoplasm. The record is from RefSeq and is a predicted model, not a curated record. Gene Ontology annotation, molecular function: GTPase activator activity. Bases 94 to 2469 code for a protein of 791 amino acids. The transcript is spliced from 25 exons. Lineage: Eukaryota; Metazoa; Chordata; Chondrichthyes; Rhinopristiformes; Pristidae.
GCUGUGUGGAAUAAACUCGCUCACUGCCAUCCUCAGGGGACGACCUACCUUCUUCGUUGUUCCAUUGCAAAGAAUCUUUUCCAGGGAUAAAAGAUGGAGCGAAGGAAAAGAAGCUUUACUUUUGGAGCAUAUGGAGGGAUAGACAAGUCUUUCAGUCGCUUGAGAAGUACACAGAAGCAUGAUGGAGGGGAGCACAACAUCUCCAAUUCAUUAGAGCCACCAAGCCCAGAACCACAGUCACUGUACUCAACACGGCCCAAUCACAAGAACACUGACUUCUUUGAAAUGAUUGAAAAGAUGCAGGGAUGCAGAAUGGAUGAACAGAGAUGCCCUCUUCCACCACCUCUUAAAACAGAAGAAGAUUAUAUUCCUUAUCCCAGUGUUCAUGAGGUCCUGCAGCGCGAGCCACCUUAUCCAAUCAUCCUCCUCCCUCAGUUUGGUGGCUACUGGAUCGAGGGGACAAACCAUGAUGUCACAAGUUCUCCUGAGACAGAGCAGGUUUCAUCUCCUCCUUCCAAGCUCAAGCUGGAAUGCAACACAAUAGCCAAAAUCUAUCGGAAACACUUCCUGGGAAAGGAACACUUUAAUUAUUACUGCAUUGACAAUGCCCUGGGCCACUUGGUGUUCUCCCUCAAGUAUGACAUUAUUGGCGACCAGGAGCACCUCCGCCUGCUGCUAAGAACCAAAUGCAAAACGUACCAGGACGUCAUCCCCAUCUCCUGCCUGAUUGAGUUCCCAAACGUGAUCCAAAUGGCAAAGCUUGUUUGUGAAGAUGUAAAUGUGGACCGUUUUUUCCCAGUUUUAUACCCUAAGGCCUCCCGGCUAAUUGUAACAUUUGACGAGCAUGUCAUCAGCAAUCAUUUCAAGUUCGGGGUUAUUUAUCAGAAACUCGGACAGACCUCAGAGGAAGAACUGUUCACCAACAAUGAAGAAAGCCCUGCCUUUGUGGAAUUUCUGCAACUGUUGGGGGAGAAAGUUGAGCUGCAGGACUUCAAAGGAUUUCGAGGGGGCCUUGAUGUUGCACAUGGCCAAACAGGAACAGAAUCAAUCUACUGUAGGUUCAGAAACAAAGAAAUAAUGUUCCAUGUCUCCACAAAGCUCCCAUACACAGAAGGGGAUGCACAGCAGCUUCAAAGAAAGCGACACAUAGGGAAUGAUAUAGUGGCCAUAGUCUUCCAGGAUGAAAACACCCCUUUUGUGCCAGAUAUGAUUGCGUCGAACUUCCUGCAUGCCUACGUUGUUGUACAGGUCCAGUAUCCCUGUAGUGACAACACACUGUACAAGGUCUCUGUCACUGCGAGAGAUGACGUGCCAUUUUUUGGCCCAACACUUCCCGACCCAGCCGUCUUUAAGAAGGGUCCUGAAUUUCAGGAGUUCUUGCUCACAAAGCUCAUUAAUGCAGAAUAUGCUUGCUACAAGGCAGAAAAGUUUGCUAAGUUAGAGGAGCGGACAAGGUCAGCCCUACUGGAGACCCUCUAUGAAGAGCUCCAUGUAAACAGCCAGGCCAUGAUGGGGCUCGUCAAUGAGGAUGAAAAGGUUGAGAAUGGAGGAAGUGGAGGAGGAGGAUUUUUUGAAUCCUUUAAGCGGGUGAUUAGAAGUCGAAGCCAAUCGAUGGAUGCCAUGGGUCUCAGCAGUAAGAAACAGAACACUGUCUCUUCGAGUCACAGUGGCAGUUUUACUCACACCACAGGAGAAACCAUCAAAGCCCCUGGCAUUUCAUUGCUUGUGCCCGGAAAAAGCCCAAGUAAGCAUGGACGUCGAGGCAGUGCUAUAGGCAUAGGAACAAUAGAAGAGUCCUUGAUUAUCCCCGGGAAGAGUCCAACAAGGAAAAAAUCCGGGCCUUUCAGCUCUCGACGCAGCAGUGCCAUCGGGAUAGAAAACAUUCAGGAGGUGGUGGAGAGAAGAGAGAGCACAUCAAGUACUCAGAAGACCCCAGACAGUGGUCAUAUAUCACAGGAACCAAAGUCUGAAAACUCGUCCAAUCAGAGUUCUCCCGAGAUGCCCACAACAAAGAACAGAGUAAUAAUAAACCAGAAGGCUCCAAGCGAAGGUGUUCAGGAUCUCUCCCGCUCGUCAUCAAAUGCCAGUAGUUUUGCAAGUGUUGUGGAGGAAAAUGAAGCACCUGAAGAUUAUGACACUGGGAUGGACAGUUUAUCCUCCAACGCAUCUCAUAAGCGGGAUUCCUUCACCUACAGCACAUGGUUGGAUGACAGCGCCAGUAACACCAGUGCACACAGUGCUGGGAGCUCUACAGGUGGACCUCGCCCUCUACUCCUGGACGCUAACAAGAUCGGUGAGUUACCCCGGCCCGAGAUCAAAAUUAAGCUUGAGAAAUCUGAACCACAGAAAUUCUGCCAGAGUUACCAAAAGAAACAUAAGCUAAUGGAGCUGAGGAAGAGCCGAAUGUUUGCCAGUAGUGAAGACGACACCUUGCUCUCUAAAGGAAGCCAUCAGAAACCAGGAUUGUAAAAACGAAGAGAGUUUAUUCAGAAUUUACAAAUAUAUUCUUGAACCGCAUUGCACUUUGAUUGAUGGAGAUUCAGUUUCAACUGCCUCUGUGUAGAAAAUGUUUGUGAUUAUCUGUGUCUUGUGUAUUUGUGUUAAUAUUGUCACUGGAUAAAGUCUAAAAGCACAAAUGGUAAAGUUAGUGGAGCACUGUCAAAACCUUUAAAACACUGCAUUAGGCUAUAUUUAUGGAAAUUGUCCCUGUGUUUGGGUUAUUGUUGCUAAAACUAGCUAAAUAUUACUGCUGAAUGAAAAAUGUGUAAAUAGGCU